Molecule: messenger RNA, 1525 nt
Organism: Aureobasidium subglaciale EXF-2481
Lineage: Eukaryota; Fungi; Ascomycota; Dothideomycetes; Dothideales; Saccotheciaceae
Exons: 3
Coding region: 35-1360 (441 amino acids)
Cellular component (GO): Cul4-RING E3 ubiquitin ligase complex
Molecular function (GO): protein binding
Source: RefSeq, a predicted model, not a curated record
GAACUCCUCACACCUCAUCCAUCACUCUCUGGACAUGGCGCAAAGAGAGAUUCCUGGCUUCUACUUUGAUGCUGAGAAGGGCAAAUACUUCCAGGUCCAGGCAAAUCAUGUUGCGCCGCAAGGAGCAAAGUAUUCGCAUGGGAAUGUUCGUAAGGAGAGAGAGCUGUCCAAGAAGCGCAAGCGAGUCGCAGCUUAUAAGCAAAAGCGCGAGAUGCAAACAGUCCGCCGAUCCAAGAUCCUGGACUCACCAUCAGCCGCCGGAAUCGGACUAUGGCGCGAACAAGGACGCUCUCACUUUGCCAAUUACGAAGCACGAAUCGCUGCUCUGGCCGCUCAAUUCCAAGGCUAUGAGACCUUGAGUCUCAAGAGCUGCGAGAGUUGCGGGAAACGGGAUAGCAUCCACGACUUCUUUAUCGAUGAUCAACUGGAUGCCAUUCUCAUGGCACUUGGCUCGAGAAACUUCGGCAGAGUUCAAUUCCUGGGCAGAUCGGAGAAUGCCUAUGAUAUUGCGGCGUUUCGAUCAGACAUAUCUUCAAUCAGCAUUUCGCAGUCGAGAAGCUUGGUAGCGACUUCGUACGAUCGGUCACAUCCAGGAAAUGUAUUUGUGGCAGGAAUGGCUGGAAGUAUUGAUAUGGAGGGAUCGCCGCCGAUCUUGGACUCACCUGCGCCAUGCUAUUCGAUGCUCGGAAACUUGGAGACUACACUUUGGACAGCAAGUCCGAGUCCGAUGGGUGCGGCCAGCGAUGUCAUUGCUAUUGGCAGUUCGGAAGGAGUCUAUAUGCUUAAUGCUCAGGGCGACUAUCUCCAACAUCAUCGACUGAGAGAGGACGUACGAUCAAUUGACUGGCUGACACCGAAUGUGGCUGUGGGAGGCACGAGGACUGGGCCAGUCUAUCUAUGGGACGUUAGAGCAGAUGGCGCAUCGCUAAGAUUCAAACACACGAGUGGCGUUACGGGUGUCCGCAGUCUAGGCGAUGGCUCACGAGUACUGGUAUCAGGAUUCAAGGGCGCUUCCAUCUACGACACACGUAUGACUUCAAAGUCAAAGGGCCCACAUGCUCCAUCGCCGCCGCUUCUACGCCUGGCGCCUACCAAGACUGAAUUCCCAAACAUCUCUAUGGAUGUUCUACCAGAUGCCCAACUCUUGGCAACAUCAGACGACGAUAAUGUGAUUCAGUUACAUUCACUCUCCAGCGGCAAGUUGAUGGGCAGUCUUGAGGGAGCCAACCCAAAGGACAAGGGACGGAUCUCCAGAUUGCGAUUCAUCCGGUCGCCGGAUGGCAGACCAACUCUGAUGGCAUGUCAGGGAUCCAGGCUGUUCGAGUGGUCUUGGGGAGGAGCUCUGGAUGAUGAGGGUUGAUGAAUUCAGGUUUCCUAUCUGCUUUCCUGGGCUGGCAUGCGCGGCGUUCAUGGAUCACGGGGCAGCAUACAUAUACCCUUUCACGAGAUGACAUACGGGAAUGUUCUCUCUUUCCCAAUUCACUAUACCCAUCACUAGCAGAUCCAAAGGCUUGCAUAACCCAAC